This is a messenger RNA of Bemisia tabaci, 2158 nucleotides long. RefSeq names its product cytochrome P450 4g15. NCBI's taxonomy places the organism in Eukaryota, Metazoa, Arthropoda, Insecta, Hemiptera, Aleyrodidae. The record is from RefSeq and is a predicted model, not a curated record. Gene Ontology annotation, molecular function: iron ion binding; monooxygenase activity; oxidoreductase activity, acting on paired donors, with incorporation or reduction of molecular oxygen.
GCACGAGAGCGUGUCCCCAGAGGAGUGAGCGAAAUGAAAUGCAGCCCAGUUUUCCGGCAACAAUAGACCCUCCGUGACCUUGGCCCGGGUCCUAAAACCAUGCUCCCAUUAACGUUCUUUUAAUGAGUUUUCCCAAACGGGCCCGCUCUCAGAAAUUCACUUCACCGUGGUCAAGCGAUUACCGCACUCAUCUUUCGGCCGGGCUCCUUGCCAUGAAAGACGGUCUUGUGCUCCUGAAUUUCACCCGUGCAGUUUUCAUCUCAUUCUGUUUACUUCUCUCCCUCCUGUCAUCCGAGACACCAUGUCCGCGACGGGAAGUUGGCUCCAUGUAUCUCCGCCGAGCUCCAUGUCCGGCGCCCUAGUGUGGCUAUCCGCGACCGCCCUCGUGUUGUGGUAUGUUUAUUUCCGACUCACCAGGAGGCGACUCUAUGAGUUGGCGGCUAAAAUCCCCGGCUUCGAGGGGUUCCCUCUUAUCGGCAGCGCUCACGUGCUCGUCGGCAAUCCGAACGCAAUGUUUGAGACGGCAUAUUCCUUGAGCUUCAAUUUCAAAGAAGGCACUCCGAUAAAAGCUUGGUUUGGUCCCAGACUAUUUGUUGCACUGACGGAUCCUCGAGAUAUUGAGAUAAUCUUAAGCAGUUACUCCCACAUUGACAAGGCGCCUGAAUAUAAGUUCUUUGAACCCUGGCUUGGGGAUGGACUGUUGAUUAGCACAGGUGAAAAAUGGCGUGCACACCGAAAGAUCAUCGCUCCGACGUUCCAUUUGAACGUUCUCAAAUCUUUCAUGACUCUUUUCAACGCCAACUGCCGAUUCACGGUCGAGAAGAUGCGCGUGGAGAGAAACGAAGAGUUUGAUGUCCACCACUAUAUGAGCGCCUGUACCGUUGAAAUUUUACUAGAGACAGCGAUGGGAGUCGAUAAAAAAACUCAAAAAGCAAGCGGAUUUGACUAUGCAAUGGCAGUCAUGAAAAUGUGUGAGAUUCUGCAUCUACGCCACACAAAAUUGUGGCUUCGCCCAGAUUUCAUUUUUGGACUCACUGGCCUUGCCAAGGAACAAAUAAGACAUUUAAAAUUCAUUCACUCUUUGACGGAGAACGUUAUCAAGAAGAAAAAGGAGGACUAUCGUCUGAGAAAGAAUGGCUUAAUUGAUGUCAAUCAAAACUCAGAACUGAAAGAAAUCGAGAACGGAUCCGCUACGGAAAAGACAGAAGUGGUCAAAGGGUCUUCGUUCGGACAGUCGGCUGGUUUGACAGAUGACUUGGAUGUAGAUGACGUUGGUCAGAAGAGGAGACAAGCGUUCCUUGAUCUUCUUGUGGAGUGUACGGAAAUUGAAAAUGUUCUAUCAGACAAAGAAAUGCGAGAGCAGGUGGACACCAUUAUGUUUGAGGGUCACGAUACAACCGCCGCAGCGAGCAGUUUCUUCCUAUGUGUGAUGGGCGCUAGACCUGAUGUUCAAGAAAAAGUGGUCGAAGAAUUGGAGAAAAUAUUUGGAGACUCGGAUCGACCGGUUACAUUUGAGGAUACUCUUGAGAUGAAAUACAUGGAAAGGUGUAUCAUGGAGACCUUACGACUCUAUCCGCCAGUGCCAAUGAUUGCCCGGCAAAUACGACAAGAGACUAAAUUAGAGUCAAUAAACGCGGUCCUGCCGGAAAAUAGUACCGUAAUUAUUGGGACGUUCAAAUUGCACCGUAAUUCGACCAUCUACCCGAAUCCCGACGAAUUUAACCCGGAUAACUUUUUGCCAGAGGUCACCUCAACGAGGCAUUACUACGCUUUCGUGCCCUUCAGCGCUGGACCAAGAAGUUGCGUAGGUCGCAAGUAUGCCAUGCUGAAACUGAAGGUUCUUCUAGCUACAGUUUUGAGGACCUUCAAGGUACAUAGCCGCACGAAGGAGCGUGAAUGGCGGUUACAAGGAGAUAUAAUUUUGAAAAGAGAAGAUGGCUUCAACAUCAGUCUGGAGCCGAGGAAAAUGAAAACAAAAACUACGUAGAUUUUACUGAAAAUACUCUCGCAAGCCUUCAUAUGCUACUCAUGUUUGGGUUAAGAGUGACGUCGAUCGACUUACGUUCCCUUGCCCACAUUGUUUGCUGAAAGCUGAGUCCAAAAACAAGCAAGACAAGCCCACUAAUCUUCCCCCAAAAUAAAAAAUCAGAGCUAGUAA